Molecule: messenger RNA, 801 nt
Organism: Volvox carteri f. nagariensis
Lineage: Eukaryota; Viridiplantae; Chlorophyta; Chlorophyceae; Chlamydomonadales; Volvocaceae
Exons: 6
Coding region: 1-801 (266 amino acids)
Molecular function (GO): cadherin binding; RNA binding
Source: RefSeq, a predicted model, not a curated record
AUGUCGGGAGACGCCCAGUCUCUUCUAGCUGUAGAGGAAGCAGCAACUACUGCACCGAACAAACCUUCCGAAGAUUCCACCAGCGGCGGGGCAUCAACAUCGUCCGAAGAGGUGGCCUUUAAGAUUCAAUUUGGAAAGAACAGCUCGGACGUGAAGCGGCCGUUUGAUUCUACGGUUGGCGACUUGAAAGGUGAAAUCGAGAAACAGCUGGGGAUACCAUCCAAGCUUCAAAAGCUGAUGUGCAAAGGAGCAGCCCUGAAGGACGACGCGGCGACACUUCGGCAGGCCGGCAUCAAGGACGGCAGCAAGCUGCUCCUCAUAGGCAGCAACCCCACGGCGGUGGAUGCGGCCAAGGCAGCUGCCGCGGGCGCCGGUGCGGGCGGCGAGUGGGAUGCUCCCAAGACCGAGGAGCCCAUCCACAAACAGACGCAACACGCCAAGGUUCUCGCCAAGGGGGUCCCCGACGGCGCCCUGCCGGGCCUCGCGGGUCGCCAGGUGCCCCUGGACGACAAGCUGACCGCCAUCCCUGGACUGCUGGACAGCCAGGGCAGCAAGGUUCGUAUGACGUUCAAGACGGAGCUCCAGCAACUGUGGCUGGGUUCGGAAGCUACUACGCAGAAGGUGCCGUACGGUACGAUCGGCAAGAUCGAGUCUUGGCCCAUCGAGGGUAAUGAGGGCUACUCCGUUGUGGCGCUGCACCUGGGGGCGGGGGGCACCUCGAAGUACUGGCUGUACUACUUCCCGUCGCAAUACGUCGCAGGGCUCAAGAUCCGGAUCUUGGGCGUUGAGUCGCUGCUAUGA